Penicillium bovifimosum is the source of this 2157-nucleotide messenger RNA. RefSeq names its product transposase. The transcript has a single exon. Gene Ontology annotation, cellular component: nucleus. Gene Ontology annotation, molecular function: DNA binding. Lineage: Eukaryota; Fungi; Ascomycota; Eurotiomycetes; Eurotiales; Aspergillaceae. The record is from RefSeq and is a predicted model, not a curated record. Bases 1 to 2157 code for a protein of 718 amino acids.
AUGCCUGAAACUGACCAGUCUGCCUAUUCUCGUGUGCUCGAGGCCUGCAAAACGGCCAAACGUGAGACAAAACCGAACCUCAGUAAAAUUGCGCGUGAAUAUGGCGUCCCUCGCCGGACUCUCUACGAUCACGUCAAAAAGGGUGUACGCCCUCGACCACCCAAAGCUAAAACCGAUCAAUCUGGGCCUGAAGUCGACCAGCCUGUGCCUGAAAUCGACCUCGACCAACCUGCCGAAUCGCGUAUGAUCGCCGCCUGUGAAGCGGCUAAACGCGAGCAAAAGCCGAACCUCAGUAAGAUUGCGCGUGAUUAUGGCGUCCCUCGCCGGACCCUCUACGAUCACGUCAAAAAGGGUGUACGCCCUCGACCACCCAAAGCUAACGCCAACCGAUCUUUGCCUGAAAUCGACCAACCUGUGUCUGACCCCGACCAAUCUAUGCCUGAAACCAACCAAUCUGUGUCUGAAAGCAACCGAUCUGUGCCUGAGCCCGACCAACCUGUGCCUAGAACUGAUCAAUCUGCCGAAUCCCUUAUGAUUGAGGCCUGCGAAGCGGCUAGACGUGAGGAGAACCCGAACCUCAGCAAGAUUGCGCGUCAAUAUCGCGUCCCUCGCCGGACCCUCUACAAUCGCGUCAAAAAGGGUGUACGCCCUCGACCACCCAAAGCUAAAACUGAUCAAUCUGUGCCUGAAGUCGACCAGCCUGUGCCUGAAAUCGAUCUCGACCAACCUGCCGAAUCGCGUAUGAUCGCGGCCUGUGAAGCGGCUAAACGCGAGCAAAAACCAAACCUCAGCAAGAUUGCGCGUCAAUAUCGCGUCUCUCACCGGACCCUCUACAAUCGCGUCAAAAAGGGUGUGCGCCCUCGACAAACCAUAGCUAAGGCCAACCAACCUGCGCCUGAAAUCGACCAACCUGUGUCUGACCCCGACCAACCUGUGCCUGAAAUCGACCAACCUGCCGAAACCCGUCUGAACGCGGCCUGCGAAGCAGCUAGACGCGAGAAAGAACCGAACCUCAGCAGGAUUGCGCGUCAAUAUCGCGUCCAUCACCGGACCCUAUACGAUCGCUUCAAAAAGGGAGUGCGCUCUCUUACAGGCAACCGAAACGCUCGUAGGAUCCUAGAUAGUGUCCAGGAGGAAACCCUCACAGGCUGGAUACGCCAUUUGAUCGAAUGGGAUAUGCCACCAACGCCUAAGCUGAUCGAGUCAAUGGCAAACUCCUCACUUGCGCGCAAUGGUAGACCCGAGCAGAGGGUUAGCAAGAUGUGGGCGUAUCGCUUCAUUCGGCGUCUCCCACCAGACCUACAGCAAGGCAUAGUGAUGCACCGCACGCAUGAAUUGGAUCUAAGUGAGGCAGAAGAAGAUGCAGAGCUACUAGCCGACUGGUUCAAGCGGCUAAAAGACGCGUUUGAAGGUGUACCUGCAAGGCUAAUAUACAACUUCGAUGAGUGCGGCUUCUGGGCCGCCGAGGACAGAAAUCAGAAUGAAGUCGAUAGCCAGGACGGUAGCAGGUCUGGCCCUGAUCUUGCUGAGACUGAGCGAGGCGGGAACAUCACUGCGUUUGAGUGUGUUUCUGCCGAUGGGUGGCAGCUGGAACCGCUAUACAUAUUCAAAAGAGACGGUGAGCUCGUGGACGCCUGGUUCGAUGACGGUAGUGUCUGGUUCGAUUAUCUACCACCGGUUGGAAUUCCGCCGAAUGGCUGGAACUCUGAUGAAUUAGCCACUCAAUGGCUAGAUUGUUUCAUCGAGAGUACUAGCAUUCGUACAGAGCCGGGUGAGAAGCGUGUCUUGAUCGUCGAUCGCCGCGCCCCGUACAUUACUGUCGAAUUCAUACGGAAAUGCGAGGACAACGAUAUUAUACCCUUCGCAUUUGGAUCUGCAACCCGCCCGCUCGAUGGCAAGCCGUUUAUGAGAUAUAAAGAACAUUUCCAAAGCCUAAAUAACGAUCCAGCUUAUUGGGCAGGUGGACCGAUGGGUAGGGACCGCAAGGCGCAAUUUCUAAGAGCGAUCGGGGAUGUACGAUGGAGGGCCAUCGGUCCGAGAACCAUUCAGAGAUCUUUCAAAGAUUCUGGUGUCUACCCAUUUGAUGCUAGCAAGCUCUAUAGCAGGCUAUCUGAUGGAUGUGACGAGAUACCUGAUCCAGUCGUGUCUGCGGUCUGA